AUGAAGGCAUUCUCUGUGCUCGUGGUACUACUAGCGACAGUGGUCGCCUGUUAUACCCAGUGUCCAGACAUUGACUUGAGCAAGGACUGCUAUAACCUGCUGAUAAAGUAUGGAGUUAACCCUAUGUGUCCCUACUGCAGAGAAGACAGAUGCCCAGAGAGGUACAGUCCGGUGUAUGAAUAUGACGGAUGUGAAGUGAUGUGUCCCUCCAUUUGGCACUUUCCUAGACUGGACUGCGGUCAGAGAAAUUGUUGGGACGCUCAAGGAUCGGAGGGUAUAUGCAGACCUGAUAGAUGCGUUAAGAGGAAGGUCCUUCUCCGAUGCAACUAUUCUCGGGAACUUGUUGUAAAGGAAGUCUGCAUCUCCCAGUGCUGUUCUUGUUACGCAAUUAAGGGCUGAUCGCGCAUGCGUCUUACUCCA
This is a messenger RNA of Lingula anatina, 420 nucleotides long. RefSeq lists its product as uncharacterized. NCBI's taxonomy places the organism in Eukaryota, Metazoa, Brachiopoda, Lingulata, Lingulida, Lingulidae. The record is from RefSeq and is a predicted model, not a curated record.